UCCGGUUUUAAGUUUGUGGAUUCCUGCCUCACGUGAAAGUAUGUCAAAAAGCAAACCGGAUUAUAUUCAUACUCGUAUGCAUUGCAGGCAUGACUUCCAACCUACUGCAUGGCCAGCUUCUCAUGUUAAACGAAAUCUGAAGAAUCUAAUAAAUAGCUCUGACAUGUCCCCUGGGAGAGGUAUAUUCGUGCCAAGCCUUUCACGCUAAAAAUGUCUUUCCACCUUACCUGUGGAUUGUGGAUUUCAGUAACGCGAGUGCCCAACCGAGUUAACGACGUGGCACAUGACACAAAUGAAGGGUUAACCGGUGAUCCGCCAAAUACAGAGUUAUUUAACAUACAAAGAGAAGCAGCAGCGUAUUUAUUUUUUUUCUAAAACCCAAAAUGUCACGCUCACAGCACUUUUGCAGCACUGCACACAACUCGACAGCUGCAUUUACUACAUAAACUACAAAAAGUGCAACUAACAUGGCGUGCGUAGGCGACAGGACGGGCGUGUCCCGGCGUGUGUUUUUAAUGCAGCCGAUGACGCUUCUCUCUAGUCCGAGAAAAACAAAAAAGGAAAAAAAAAACAAGUCUUGGUGGUUAGUCAGGCAAGCUGCCGCCGCUGCUGGGGUUCCUAGAUGCGUCUGGGUGUGCGCUGGCAGCGACGGGCAUGAAAGGCGGCUGCACGGAGCCGGAGUAGCGGAGGCUGUAGUCAGGAUACGGGGCACCGCAGAACGGGGCCCCGGACACGGGGGCGAGGACCAUGGCCGAUCCGUGGAAACAUCACAUCAUCCAUCAACUAAAACUUCGGGACAGGACUCAGAAGAUCAUGUUUCAGGAGGUCAUACGGUCAUAUGUCAGACUGCUAGAGAGGUCCAAUCAAAGGAUCUUGAUCGCACAAGGCAUGUUGGGGUCUGCAGCAAGGGUGCCUUCGUAUACCUCAAAAGAGUCGAUAGUUUCUGAACAUGAGGAUAAAGUAAAGGACCUGAAAAAAACAAGUGGGGAGUUGGCCUACAAGGUUGUGGAACUCCAGCAGGAGAUCACAAUCAAAGCCUCCAUCCUGGAUGAGCAGUACACCAAGAUGAGUGAGCUAAAGAAGCAGCUGGAGGCUGCAGAGUGCAAGUUUGGCGAGCUGCAGGCCCAGGUGGUGGAGGUGCAAGACGGGAACAGCCGGCUGAAGCAGGAGUACGACGCCCUGCUGAGGCAGCACCACGCCAUGGACGAGAAGUACCGCGAGGAGAAAAUGCGAGGCACCGAGCUGCUGGAGGACAUGAUCCGGCAGAAGCAGCUGGCCGCCGCCAGGAUGAACAGCAGGAACGAGAAGAGAGUCCGUGCAAGAGUGGCUGGAAUCCAGAAGACAGCAGCCAAAGAGAAAGUGCAGGAGUGUGUCGACCCUUGUGACACCCUGCCAACAGCAACACCGCCCCCUAAGGCUAAGAUGGAUGAGCAGCCGAAGAAAAGCCAUCCAAGGCCCUUUAGGUCCGCCUCAGCCUCGUCACCUCGGAUUUUCGAUUCUAUCAAAGAACUCUUUGAUAAGAAGAGGCGCGGUAACUCAGUCUGCAGUCUGGAGGAGGACUUCUGUGCCCCCAUGAGAGUUUGUUUGGCGGCAAGAGUACCUUGCAGGUCCUUACACGUGCUGGAUGCACAUGAACUGGGCAUUAAUGCUGUGCGAUUCAGCUCCAGCUCUAACUUGUUGGCAACGGGGGGCACAGACAGAGUUAUCAAACUCUGGGACAUCAGUGCAGGAACGUUACAGAACCGAGGAAUACUAGAUGGCAGUAAUGAGGGAAUAACCAGUAUCGAGUUUGACCCAACUGGGACCAAAAUUCUAGCGGCAUCAUACGACAAAUCUGCCCUCUUCUGGAGGCUGGAUAGUUGCUCACCCAAGUUCACUCUGACGGGCCAUUCGCGCAAGGUCACAGCCGCCAAGUUCAAGUGCAGCCUGCGGCAGGUGGUUACGGGCAGCGCCGACAGGACCGUGAAGGUGUGGGACCUCCAGCGGGUUGCCUGCAUACAGACCAUCGAGGUUAUAUCCUACUGCAGUGACGUGGUCUGCACAGAGUACUUCAUCAUCAGUGGGCAUUACGACGGGAAAAUCCGCUUCUGGGACAGCAGGGCGGCCAGCUGCACCCAGGAGAUCCCAUUGCAGGGCAGGGUUACCUCCAUGGACCUCUGCCCUGACCACAGGCAGCUGCUCAGCUGCUCCAGGGAUGAGAGCCUGCAGGUGGUGGACAUCAGGAUGAGCAGCUCGAGGAGGUCGUUCAGGGCCGAUGGGUUUAAGUGCGGCUCCGAUACCACUAAAGCGAUAUUCAGCCCAGAUGGGAGCUAUCUGGCGGCCGGUUCGGCAGAUGGGGCGGUCUACAUCUGGAAUGCGAACACUGGGAACCUGGAGACAUGUCUUCCUGACAAGCACAACUCCUCCAUCAACGCCGUAUCCUGGUCAGUCUCCGGGGAGUACGUGGUGAGCGUGGACAAAAGUCGACGGGCGGUCCUGUGGAGCGAUAUCUGAUGGGUGGAUUCGGCCGUCGCUUCCCUGGAUGAUGUCGGAUAACCCUUGUGAUACCAUGCACGUCGGACUCCUGCCUCAGAUAACCAGCAGUUCUUCCCUCUUCCACCUUCAAGUACACAGGACAGCCGACAAGUUGGGUUUGAUGGUCAUGGUGGCAGUGAGGAAGCUGCAUAUCCGGCUCCGUAAACCAUGAGUGCAGUUCCUUUAUUAAGAAGCAGGAACGACACGUCAUCCUUUGAAGUUUCCUUAUGCCUGCAAUUGGAAGCAUAUGAUGUUUUCACUUGUGCAGCCUUAAGGUCAUGUUCUCUAUGGGCAAGCAGAAUCUUUCUCAGCUGCUUGCGUUCCGUGUGUUUUCCUGGAAGACGUUGAAAAUAGCACAUAAUAGCUUUUCUUUGUGACAUGGAAAGGAGCCGCAUGGCUCGAGGCCGAAGUGAUUGUCUUCAACAUCGUUUCUCAUCUGGCACAUCAAGCUCGCCAAGGGUCAUAUUUUCUCUUGCUGUGAUGCCUGCAGUGGGUUUUCCCAUAACACACUGGGACACAGACUGUGACACACGUGCCGGUAGGGUAUGCCAGCUCUGCCCAACAGCACAUUAAAAUCCACCCACGCCGAAGGACAAAGCCGGUUAAUCAUUACUGUCGAAUGGGCCUUAGGUGACCCAGUAGGAGUCCUGAACCUGGGCUGUACAAUUUACACAUUUAUACAUAACACAUCCAUGGGUCUGAUGCAGAAAACAGUUUAGGAAUAUAUAGCAAACUGAACCAGGAUAACAAACAUGUCAGAUAACAAACAGUACAAUAAACGUGCUACAUGUCGACUAAAACUAAAGUGAUUCACUAAAAAACAGCCGAGCCGUCGUGCUGCUAGCAAACUCCUGACGCACAAGACAGUUUUCUGUCUAAGCUUUCAGGGAAAGCGUGUUGAAAGGGUGUUUCAUAAAAGCACUUUCCUCCUUUCAGUUUUUUUGUGCGUGUAAAUAAAAAUACCUGCACGACGGAAACCUGCUCCUUAUAGAACAUGGCCUUAUACUGUAGAAACCUGUCAGCUUUCUGGAACAUGGCCUUGUUCUGUCAGCUUCAUGGAUUUAUAUGGGGAAUCGCUUCUUACGUUUACAGUCAGAUUCGGUCUGCAAACUGCACCAGUUUGAUUGUCAGAAUCCCUUUUCCCUAAUUAUUUUAUUAUGCUCUUUUUUCGUGUGGUAACCGUGGAUUGAUUGCCUCAAAAACAGAAGCACAGCAGAAGGACUGUGACGGUUCCUUGGCUCUGGGCUGUAAACUGUAUUAAUUCUAACAGCAUUAAAAACGUAAAUAAAACAGCAAUUAGUCCCAUACACAGUUCAGUUUUAUUUUGCAGAUUGUUUUGGUAAGUAUUUGUGGAGAAAAGCCAUUUUGAUUAGCUCUCAGCUGCUAAUUGUUGCUUCAUAUCAGCUGUGAGUUGAAAGUUAAUAUUCUCUUAUCGGAUGGUCUUUCUUUGGCUAAUGUGGUCACAUCGUAGUCAUCAGCAGUGCUGAAUUUUAAUGAACAGAGAUGUGAGUUUUUCCUCUGGUAGAAUUGUGGAUUUUUUUAUUUUGAUUUUACUUUGUAAAGAAAUGUAUAUAAUUACACAAUACCAUCAUUAAACAAGUGGCUUCUUUUUUUAGUGUUGGGGAAAAAUAUUUGGACUUGGAUUUUCCUAGGAACUGCAUAUGUUGCACAUGAAUAAAAUACUUUAGCAAAA
Messenger RNA from Brienomyrus brachyistius, 4207 nucleotides. Its product is annotated as protein Atg16l2-like. Lineage: Eukaryota; Metazoa; Chordata; Actinopteri; Osteoglossiformes; Mormyridae. Gene Ontology annotation, biological process: negative stranded viral RNA replication; autophagosome assembly. The coding region runs from base 748 to 2493 and encodes 581 amino acids. The record is from RefSeq and is a predicted model, not a curated record. The transcript has 18 exons. Gene Ontology annotation, molecular function: protein binding. Gene Ontology annotation, cellular component: autophagosome membrane.